CAGUGGCUCCGUGAUUGGCCGGCUCUAUGUGUCCGUUCUGCCACGGGAAGAGCGCUUCAAUUGUGAUUUCCAAAUAAAGGACUGCAGAAUUAGACUGAAAUAUUACUUUUCUCUGCAAAACUCAAGGACAAAGUGAGAUGCCUAUCCGCCGAGCGGCAGCAACUCCACCCCAGGACAGGGCAGCCUCCCCGGCCCCGGAGGAAGGUGAGGAAGCCCACGCAGAGCCAUCCGAGGAUUCGCCCCCAGUGAUGGAGGACGAGGGGGGGGCGCCCGACUGCCCGCUCCCAGCGAAGGAAGGAGGGGAGGUUGGAGCAUCCAGCCAGACCAACGGAGAGGAGCUGGGCUCUGGGGAUGUGAAGGCGGAGCUGGAAGCGGAGAAUGAAGGGCAUGCUAGGCCCACGCUGGCAAACGGAGACUCGCUAAAAUGCCAGGACUGCGCCGAAGGACAGUGCGCCACACACUGCUUUGUCCUCCUUAAAAGGAUAAAGGACGGCGGCAAGCUGGGCAAGGCCAAGGUGAAGAAGAUGAAGAAGACCAUCCCCCCCUGGGCAUCCAUAUCGGCCAACAAGAAGAUGGCGGCGGCGGUGAGCGGCUUCGCCCGGGCGACGCCCAGGGUGGACGAGGUUCUGCUGGAGGCUGUGAAGUCUGGCAGUGAGCGCACUGGGAUGUCCUACAUGUCCAUCUUGAAAUACGUCACAAAGAAUUACCCCAGUCUGGAGCUGGACAAGAGGAAAUACCUCAUCAAGAAGGCCUUGAAGAAACACCUGGAGAAGGGUUCCAUCAAACAGCUCAAGGGGAAGGGGUUCGCAGGCAGCUUCGCAGCCCAAAAGCAGCCAGCAAACAAGAAGUCGUCGUCGUCGUCGGCGGCGGCGGCGGUGAAGGGCGAGCCUCUGGGGGACGCCCUCCCCCUCAUCAUCACUCGGCUGUGUGAGCCCAAGGAGGCGUCCUACAUCCUCAUCAAGAAGUACUUGGAGCAGCACUUCCCCCAGCUGCACAUCGACAACAGGCCCGACCUGCUGAAGUCUGCGUUAGUCCGGGCCGUGGAUAGGGGUCACCUGGAGCGGAUCACUGGGAAGGGCGCCAGCGGAACCUUCCAGCUGAAGCGAACGGGGGACAAGGUGCUGCUGGCCGGUGGAGCUCUGGAGGACGCUAUCAGCGCUGCCAUCAUCGCCAUGAACGAACCCAAGACCUGCAGCACCACAACGCUACGCAAAUACCUGUGCCACGCCAACGAGGACAGCACCGAGACACGCAUAGUCGCUCUGCUGAGGAAGACGCUCACCAAGUGUAAGAUGCUGGGCUGGAUGGACCAGAUCACCGGGACCGGACUCAACGGGACCUACCGGCUGGCCUUCCCCUACUACCCCAGUCCUGCGGUGCUGUUCCCGGACCGCGUCAUCGCACCACCGAAGAAGAAGAAAACCCCUCAGCGGACCUCCGACACUUCAGAGGAGGAGUCGGAGUCAGAGGAGUCGGAGGAGGAGGAGGAGGAGUCUGACGAUGAGCCCCCACCCCCCCCGAAGAGGAAAGCGGGCAAGAGGCCCGCCCCCAAGACCCGCAGGCCGCCGCCCAGCAAGAAGCCGCGCAGCGCCAGCCAAUCAAAAGCCAGGGGUCGGAGAGCCCCCCCUAUCAAGAAGCAGGUGACGCCCGCCAAGAAGGCUCCGCCUCCCGCCAAGAAGCCCGCGGCCGCCUCCAAGAAGGCGGCGCCGGCCAAAGCAACGCUGCCGCCUAAGGCCACGCCCACGGCCAAAGCCACGCCCCUGAAGCGAGCGGCCCCCGCCAAGAGGCCGAAGACUCCGGCGGUGAAGAAGCUCAGUGCCCGCGGCUCUAGGGCCGCACCCCGGAAGGCCACGCCCCAGAAGGCCACGCCCCAGAAGGCCACGCCCCGGAAGGCCACGCCCCGGAAGGCCACGCCCCAGAAGGCGCCAGCCAGGAAGGAGGCGAAGGCCCCGCCCCCCGGACGCCAGUCCCUGAGGUCGAAGAAAUGAACAUGGCCGCUGUGGUGGGAGGGGCCUCCCCUCCUGGUCCAAUCAGUCUUUUUCUCCCUUUUUUGGGGGCAGGGGUGGGCUUGUCUUUUUAUUUUUUUGUGGGGGGGGGGGGGGGGGUAGAAUGAGUGAUUUUUUCCUCUUGGUUAUAGUGUGGUUCAUGUACAUUGAGAGUAACUGAUUUUAACGGACCCUUUUUUAAUUUUCACAGCGUGUAGAGAACGAUGUUUGCUCGUGUUGUGGUUUAAAGGUUGUUUUGCUGAGCGUCGAGGAUUGACUCCGCCAUGUGGCUGCUUCUCCAGGUACGGGCUCGUUAGUUCCGUUUAUUGUGCACACCUCUUGGCAGUAUACAUCCCUCACAUAUGAAAACAGCAAGACCAUGGGACUUUAAAAUUAGAGAUUUUGAGUUAAAUUCAUUUGAACUUGAAUAAUUUAUAUAAACCAUUUUAAGAUCCUCUCAUAGAAAUAAAUGUUUUUCCCCCAUUUCUUUCCUCGAGUGCACGGCAGUAUUUUCGGUUUAUGUUUUAGUUUCAAAUGGAAAUCUAUUAGGAAUAAUUCAACUGGAAUGACCGCAGUUAAGGCCGGCGUCGGCACGCGCUUCUCUGCAUUCAUUUCUAAGACUAGAAACCGUAAAUUGUGCAAAGAAAAGUCCAACAGGUUUUGUUGCUUAGAUAAGCUCUAGAUCCGUUGCCACAAGCUGUAUGGAUUGUGUGUCGUGAAUUACAGGAUAAUAGCCCAUACGUACCCUGCAUGCAUAUACUUUAUUGUUAAGUUUUUUUUUUCCAGGUCAUUAAUAAAAAUGGCUAUAUUUGUAAUCGACUGC
This is a messenger RNA of Gadus chalcogrammus (walleye pollock), 2808 nucleotides long. RefSeq names its product heterochromatin protein 1, binding protein 3 (gene hp1bp3). Gene Ontology annotation, biological process: nucleosome assembly; heterochromatin organization. The transcript is spliced from 13 exons. The coding region runs from base 138 to 1988 and encodes 616 amino acids. Gene Ontology annotation, cellular component: nucleus; chromosome; nucleosome. NCBI's taxonomy places the organism in Eukaryota, Metazoa, Chordata, Actinopteri, Gadiformes, Gadidae. The record is from RefSeq and is a predicted model, not a curated record. Gene Ontology annotation, molecular function: structural constituent of chromatin; nucleosome binding; DNA binding.